Molecule: messenger RNA, 4005 nt
Organism: Cherax quadricarinatus
Lineage: Eukaryota; Metazoa; Arthropoda; Malacostraca; Decapoda; Parastacidae
Source: RefSeq, a predicted model, not a curated record
UUGCUUCCUUGUCCGUAGUACCGUGAGCGAAACGUGGAGGCGAGCGUAGACUGGAACAUCUCUGUGAUGGAGCUGCUGGAGAAACUUGGUUGCCCUGCUGACGGAGACACCAACGAAUUCAUGGCCCAGGCCAACGAGGUGUACACCUACCGUAGAGCUGUGAGGUGUCAGAACCUCCAGUACGGGGAACCUUGUCCCACUUUCACGCAGCCCAUCACCCCUCCCGACCGAGGAGACAUACCCAUCAAUCAUGAAGACGAGGCCAGCAACAAGUUGGUCAAGACCCUGGCGGAGCUCAUUGAGACUAUCAAAGACCUGCAGAUCGAAAUUCAGACACAGCGUGAAGAGACGGCCCUCCUGCGCGACGCCCUGCUCAACUGUGAGGCCUGCAAACCUGACAACGACCCCUGCUCGCCAAACCCGUGCUUCCCUGGUGUCGACUGUAGCCGGGGUCCAGAAGGAGCCCGCUGUGGAGCCUGUCCAAGGAACUUCCUGGGAGACGGACGCAACUGCAAGCCAGGCAUCACAUGUGCUGACCGUCCAUGUGCCAGAGGCGUGCAUUGCUACGACAUGCCUGACGGAUACCGCUGCGGCCGGUGUCCCGCCGGACAGACCGGUGACGGACGCACCUGCAGCCACAUCAACGCUUGUGAUCCCAACCCUUGCUUCCCUGGUGUCCAGUGCUCCAACACCAACACUGAUCCCUACUUCCGCUGCGGCCCUUGUCCUGCAGGACUCACCGGCAAUGGCUCCAUCUGUGAAGACAUCAAUGAGUGUACCCUGGCCAUGCCUUGUGACCCUCGUGUAAGGUGCAUCAACAUGUCGCCCGGCUUCAGAUGUGACUCCUGUCCUCCCGGAUUCACUGGGUCUCCAGGCCUACAGGGUAUAGGUCUUCAGUUCGCCCGACAGAACCGUCAGCGAUGCUUCGAUAUCAACGAGUGUGAUGAUGGCAACAAUGGAGGUUGUGUCCAGUACUCCAAGUGUAUCAAUACUGAGGGUUCCUACUACUGUGGUGAAUGCAUGGCUGGCUUCGUGGGUAACCAGUCACUGGGCUGCCACAAUCGCCCCGGCCUGUGUCCAGACGGCAAGCAGUGUGAUACUAACGCUGACUGUGUCAAGCCCUUCGGUCUCAACAGCUUUGUGUGUAAGUGUCGCGUUGGUUGGGCUGGUGACGGACAGACGUGUGGGCCGGACCGAGACCUGGACGGGUGGCCAGACUACGAUCUUGGCUGCUUGGACCCUCAUUGCCGCCAGGACAACUGCGUCAACACCCCUAACUCCGGCCAGGAGGAUUCAGAUAACGAUAACAUCGGCGACGCUUGUGAUGACGAUGCAGAUAACGAUGGCGUCCCCAACAGUCCAGACAACUGCCCGCUGGUAUCGAAUCCUGACCAGUCUGACACGGACCCCGACGGACCUGACAAGCAAGGCGACGCGUGCGACAACUGUCCCACCAUCCCCAACCUGGAUCAAGAAGACAAUGAUAAGGAUGGUAUUGGUGACGCUUGUGACCCAGAUAUUGAUAAUGAUGGCGUGCCCAACCGCCAGGACAACUGCCCACGGACAGCCAACUCGGACCAGCUGGACACGGACCGUGACGGACUGGGCGACGCUUGCGACAACUGCCCAGAAGUGCGAAACCCAAGUCAAGAAGACAUGGACAAGGACCUCGUUGGUGAUGCCUGUGACACCAACGACGAUCCUGACAGAGAUGGCGUCCAACUCAACCAAGACAACUGCCCUAACACCCCUAAUAGUGACCAGCAUGACGCCGAUAACGAUGGCAUCGGCGACGCGUGCGACCCGGACGCCGAUAACGAUAGUAUCCCCAACAAUAAUGACAACUGUUGGCUUCGCUAUAACCCAGACCAGCGCGACUCCGACUCGAACGGCGUCGGCGACAUUUGCGCGGACGAUGCUGACACGGACGAAGUGCUCGACUUCCAGGACAAUUGCCCCAACAACUCCAAGAUCUACGCCACCGACUUCAGGACGUACCAGACGGUUGUGCUAGACCCCGAGGGUGACUCACAGAUAGACCCUAACUGGGUCAUCUAUAACAAAGGCGCUGAGAUCGUCCAGACUAUGAACUCAGACCCUGGCCUGGCGGUCGGCUACCACAUGUUUGGUGGGGUGGACUUCGAAGGCACUUUCUUCGUGGACACAGAGAUCGACGAUGACUACGUGGGACUAAUAUUUAGUUACCAGGACAACGGUAACUUCUACACAGUAAUGUGGAAGAAGAACACGCAAACAUACUGGCAAGCUACACCCUUCAGAGCUGUAGCUGAGCCGGGCAUACAACUGAAGUUGGUACAGUCCUCUACUGGGCCUGGUCAGAUGAUGAGGAACUCCUUAUGGCACACAGGCGACACUGAAGACCAGGUGAAACUGCUGUGGAAGGAUCCCCGCAACGUGGGGUGGAAGGAGAGAACUGCUUACCGCUGGCUUCUCCUCCAUCGACCCAAGAUCGGCCUCAUCCGCCUGCGUAUCUUCGAGGGAGAAGAUAUGGUGGCUGACUCUGGUAACAUCUUCGACAACCAGCUUAAGGGAGGUCGUCUGGGCGUCUUCUGCUUCUCACAGGAGAUGAUCAUUUGGUCAGAUCUCGUCUAUCGUUGCAAUGAACAUGUGCCUGAGGCCAUCUACAACCAAUUACCUCCGGACCUCCAGCGCUUGGUGGAAAUCGAUAUUAGCAGGCCCGUUCCCAACGGCUUGUAGACCCCCAGCCCGGGGCAUCAACCAGCCCAGAGUAUCAACCAGCCCAGGGCAUCAACCAGCCCAGAGUAUCAACCAGCCCAGGGCACCAACUAGCUUAGGGCAUUAAACAUUCUAGUGUAAUCAAGCAGCCCAGGGCAUCAACCAGCUCAGGGGAACAGGAGUUUUGUGCGGGAAUAACAAGGACUAUUAAUUUAAAAUAAACUGAGUAUACUUACAAUAAACGUUGGUUAGAAUAAGAAAAACUAAUGAUUGUAACGAAGCAUCAUCUGCUGAAUGAAAUUGUGUUAAAUCAGUACAACGGUGGUUGCUUAAUUGAUAAACCAAUUAUCAUCUGACAAAAGGCCUGCGACAGUGUUGUUUUUUUUCUGAAUACUUAGAUCGCUUUUGUCUACGAAAUAUCUCUUUAGAAAACUUUUCACAGCACUUGCAAUCUCAAUAGUUUAUUUUUAAUGAAUCUGAAACUUUUAUUUAGUGUCUUAAGGACUGACUAUAAUAUAACCAGCUUGAACUGAAUCGAGAGCCCCAGAGCCCUAAGAAGGCACCCAGAGCCCUAAGGCGGCACCAGGAAGCCCAAGGGAAGCACCCCGGAGCCUCAAGGCGACACCCCAGAGCCCUAAGGAGGCCUCAAAGCCCUCAAUCGACACCCUAGAACCCUAAAGAGGCACUUCGAAGGUAGUACCCAGGAACCCAGAGGUGGCACACUGGAGGUCGCUCUGAGGAUCUGAGAGGUUGCAAUGUGUGUGCAUGAGAGGUUAAACGCUUUGACGUAAAAACAUUAUUAGACUUAUCAAUAAGCCUGGAUGUGGAUAAAAUAAUGGAGGAAUUUUCCUAAUGCUUGAAACUACUGUAGGUCUAAUAGUCAAGAGAACGUUGGUUGUAGUACAAUAAGCAACGGAGUUACAGCAAAGAGUUCAGAAAUAACACUAUAUAUUGUAAAGCCGGAUACAACGCUCAAGUUUCUGAGUUUUACAAUAUAAGGGAUAAUAUAACUCAUAACUUAAUGCCAAAUUCUAAGUUAGCAUUAUUAUUUUUAAUAAAAAAAAUUAGCGCAGACAAGCAAAGAAACCCAAGAGCCAGAGGCAUAUGCUUAUGUUAACUGUCUAGGCAUUAAUGUUGAGAAAAUUAACCCAGAGAGUUGCCCUGAGAAAUAUCACAGGAUGUAGGAAAUAUGACGGCAUUUUUCUCGCCAGUUAUAUAAAGAAAUGUUUGGCCACGUGAAAGGUAGCCGUCUUUUUCUAAUAUAUAUUUCGUAUCUAUCUACAUAUAUAUAUAUAUAUAUAUAUAUAU